Messenger RNA from Cercopithifilaria johnstoni, 1275 nucleotides. NCBI's taxonomy places the organism in Eukaryota, Metazoa, Nematoda, Chromadorea, Rhabditida, Onchocercidae. The record is from the annotation of a GenBank genome assembly.
AUGAAUACACCAAAUAGGGAGAUAAAUGAAGAAAAACCAAACAAUGGAUCGAUUUUUCCGAUCAUUAAAGAAGAAGAGCCAAAUGAUGUAAUAUUCAAUGAUAUGUCAUCAAUGAAACAAUUAGAACAUAACGUAAUUACAAUUAAUGUUUCUGGUCUAAAAUUUCAAACUUAUCAAUCAACAUUGGAAAGAUAUCCGUUAACAUUGCUUGGUAAUUCAUUCAAACGAAAUCGUUUUUGGGAUCCUAAAAAUGAAGAAUAUUUUUUCGAUCGACAUCGUACAAGUUUCGAAUCAAUAUUGUAUACUUAUCAAAGUGGUGGUAUCGUAAAAAGGCCUGAAUCGGUACCAAUCGAUAUGUUUAUCAAAGAGCUCAAAUUUUUCGAAAUGGGUGAAGAAUUGUUGGAGAAAUUCUGGAUUAGUGAAGGUUAUGAGAAACCGAAAGAAAUUCAAAUGCCACGAAACGUAUUGCAACGGCAACUAUGGGAAUUGACAGAAUAUCCGGAUUCUUCAUUAUUCGCUCGAAUUUUUGCACUUCUCUCUAUUUUCGUUAUUAGCAUCUCAAUAAUAUCAUUUUGUUUGGAAACAUUACCAUCGAUAAAAGAAAAUCCGGGUGAUAUACGUGACUGGUCUAAUCCAUUUUUCUACAUUGAAUUAUUUUGUAUUAUUUGGUUUACAAUUGAAUUAUUGCUACGAUUUAUAAGCUGUCCGGAUAAGUUUAGCUUCCUUCGCUCUAUUCUCAAUAUUAUUGACUUCAUUGCUAUUGCACCUUUUUUUGGUAAUUUAUUGUGGAUGGAUUCAGCUAAAUCCAAUUCAUCGAUGUCAUUCGCUGUAUUACGUGUUCUACGUUUAGUACGAGUAUUCAGGAUAUUCAAGCUCAGUAGGCAUUCAGUUGGCUUACAAAUUCUUGGCAAAACAUUUCGUGCAUCGAUACAGGAAUUUUGCCUUCUUAUCUUUUUUAUGGCAAUUGCUUUGGUACUUUUCUCCAGUGGCGUUUAUUUCGCUGAACAAAAUGAGCCAAAUACAAAAUUUACCUCAAUUCCUGCUUCUUUCUGGUUUGUCUUGGUUACAAUGACAACAGUCGGGUAUGGGGAUUUGACACCCACUGGAGUUUACGGUAAACUGGUGGGUGGCUUGUGUGCAUUAAUUGGUGUAUUGACACUUGCCCUACCUGUUCCUAUUAUUGUAGCAAAUUUUAAACAUUUUUAUCGACAAGAAACACGAAUGGCACAAAUGCGUGCAUCAGUUGAGGAGAAUGAAACAAAUUCAGAGGAUUAA